UUUUAGACAAAAAAGUGAAACUCAGUUAAAAGUUGAAACUGAAGUGGAAAGCCCAAGACCAAAGUUUACGUUAGGAGCGCAAGUGCGGUACUGGGUGUCAUGUCACUAUCAAUGCCAUCAAAGGCAACAAACGAAACUUCCGAGAACCAACCAGCCGACCCAAUGCCAACCCAACCCAUCUUCGCUGCUAUUCGUCACCUUUUACCUCGUCCAGACAUGGUCUUCUCCGCCCACAGACUUAUCUCUUAUCGCCUUCUUCUUCUUCUUUUUUUAUUACCCACCCAACGCCAACAAUGCUGCUGAAUCUCUACUUUUUUUCUUAAAGAAUACCUAUAAAUUAUAGAGCUGAUGGGUGGUGUAACAUCAAAACGAUCAACCACAGUGCAGUCCUCAUCCAUAGCAUCUAAUUCAUAUUCUUGGGAUCCUCAUAGAUAUGUGGUGCCAUCAUAUGCUCCCUCUGGUGGAGACUAUGUUCCCCAACAGCAUUAUGCCUCUCCACCUCAAAGCUAUGGUGGUCAUGCUACAGAGUCAAAUAGGAGGUUGGAGAGAAAAUAUUCGAAGAUAGAUGAUAACUACAAUAGCCUGGAGCAGGUCACCGAUGCCCUAGCCCGCGCUGGCUUGGAGUCUUCUAAUCUUAUUGUUGGUAUUGAUUUCACAAAAAGCAAUGACUGGACAGGUGCAAGAUCAUUCCACCGAAGAAGUCUACACCACAUUGGAGAUGAGCAAAAUCCAUAUGAACAAGCAAUAUCCAUUAUUGGAAAAACAUUGUCUUCCUUUGAUGAGGAUAAUUUAAUUCCUUGUUUUGGAUUUGGAGAUGCAUCAACACAUGAUCAAGAAGUGUUCAGCUUCUAUCAAGAUGAGACGUUUUGCAAUGGAUUUGAAGAAGUGUUGAGACGAUACAGAGAAUUAGUGCCUAAUCUAAGACUUGCAGGACCAACAUCGUUUGCUCCUAUGAUUGAAAUGGCCGUCACCAUUGUUGAGCAAAGUGGUGGGCAAUACCAUGUGUUACUGAUAAUAGCUGAUGGGCAGGUGACUAGAAGUGUUGAUACGGAGCGUGGCCAACUAAGCCCACAAGAAAUGAGAACAGUUGAAGCGAUUGUGAAAGCAAGCGAGUACCCGUUGUCCAUUAUUUUAGUUGGAGUUGGAGAUGGACCUUGGGACAUGAUGAGAGAAUUUGAUGAUAACAUUCCUGCCCGUGCCUUUGAUAAUUUCCAGUUUGUGAAUUUUACAGAUAUAAUGUCAAAGAACAUGGAUAGGUCCAGAAAAGAGGCAGAGUUUGCUCUUGCAGCAUUGAUGGAAAUUCCUUCUCAGUACAAAGCAACACUGGAGCUUAACAUAUUGGGUACUAGCAGGGGGAAGGCUAUUGAUAGGGUUUCUCUCCCCCCACCUCGCUAUGGUCCGGGUUCUUUUAGCAACUCAAAACCUUCACGGUCAAGCAGUUUUCGUCCAACUGCACCUUCUUCCGGUAGAUGUGAAGCACGUGUCGGCACAGCUCCUCCUGCAAGUUCUGCUUCAGAUAAUUAUGUUUGUCCUAUUUGUCUUUGCAAUGCAAAGGAUAUGGCCUUUGGUUGUGGACAUCAGACCUGCUGUGAGUGUGGGCAAGACCUUGAGUUGUGUCCUAUUUGCCGAAAUACCAUCAAUACCAGAAUAAGACUCUAUUAAGCAAAAUAUGCGUGCCUGGAUUCUCCUCUGCUGUUUCUAUCUUCCAGCAUUCUGAGAGUAAGUCCUCGAGUUUCUUCUUGUGCUAAAGACUUAAGAAUUGGGCAUGAUUGGAUGUGGUAUCAGGCCUUUUAAUUGAUUCAGAGAGAAGGGAUACCCAUCAUACGUAUCCACGGCUUUGUACAUAUAUGUGGGUUUCGUCAAACUACAAAAACUUAUUUAUAUAUCUUUAUAUAUUCAGUAGAUCAUAUAUAAUUGUAAUGUAAUCAGCUAUAGAACGACUGAGAGCAGACAUGUCUCAUUGUAGGACACCCUUGGAUUGGCAUCAGUAUUCAGUUCCACGUUCCAAUUGUAAGCUGUACUAUUUUUUUCAUGCUGUGAGAUUUCACCUUCAGCCCCCGCAUAACUUGGUUUGUUAGCUUUAAACCAUAAUCAGCUCAAUAAAAUAGUUCAAUCUCUUUGCUGUCAUGGGAAUUGAUCUUAUUUGCCUGUUCUUUUUACUCUUGUCGAAAUCUAACCAUUUGUGUGGCGGCUUUGAUGGUGGAAACCAUUUUCUAAAGUGUGCAGCUAAAACUGGUGUGCAACAUUGAACCUGCUUGCAAUUCAGUAAAGCAAAAGGGGACAUUGCCACAUCGGUGAUUCUGAUCGGUUCGAACAUUCCGCCUACAAACUUGGGCUGAAGAAUGAAGGUUGGUUUGAUGAAGCCGAAGAAGAAAAAGCAAUAUUAUUCAAGAAGACAAGGACAUGGCCAAGGGGGCUGAGG
Molecule: messenger RNA, 2422 nt
Organism: Durio zibethinus
Lineage: Eukaryota; Viridiplantae; Streptophyta; Magnoliopsida; Malvales; Malvaceae
Product: E3 ubiquitin-protein ligase RGLG2-like
Biological process (GO): protein ubiquitination
Cellular component (GO): nucleus
Molecular function (GO): ubiquitin-protein transferase activity
Source: RefSeq, a predicted model, not a curated record